Dothidotthia symphoricarpi CBS 119687 is the source of this 1454-nucleotide messenger RNA. RefSeq lists its product as uncharacterized. Gene Ontology annotation, cellular component: nuclear origin of replication recognition complex; nucleus. Lineage: Eukaryota; Fungi; Ascomycota; Dothideomycetes; Pleosporales; Dothidotthiaceae. The transcript has 3 exons. Gene Ontology annotation, molecular function: DNA replication origin binding. Gene Ontology annotation, biological process: DNA replication initiation; DNA replication. The coding region runs from base 15 to 1454 and encodes 479 amino acids. The record is from RefSeq and is a predicted model, not a curated record.
CCAAGAUCGCAACAAUGCUUCCCGACGAAAUCAUCGUACAGCUCAGCAAUGAAUACCAGUGUCGCGAACAGCAAAUCCAGCACCUUGCAGCCCUUUACAAUUCACAUCUUCCCUCUCCAUCACUCCUCAACAUCUAUGGGUUGGCUGCGACAGGGAAAUCCACAAUUCUAGCCUCGUAUUUCCCUCUUGCUGGCAUAACACAUGCCGUCAUCAAUGUACGCGAAUGCAUCACCGCGCGACAUCUCCUUGAGCGCAUUGUCUCUUCGUGUCUUGAUGCGCUCGACAGUUCCCACGACGAGAAGACGGAUAGAAGACCUUAUGCGAGAACAGAGAAUCUGGGCGCUCUGUGUGUGAAUAUGGGAAAGAUACUGCAGGGCAGAGACAAAUUCGCGCUCGUGCUUGAUGGCGUAGACAAGCUUAGAGAACCUGGCGGGACGCUGAUUGCUGCGCUGGGAAGGUUAGGAGAGACGAUUCCAAACCUUGCGCUCAUCCUGACAACAACCCUUGCGCUCACGCCCUCGACCCUCCACUCCUCUUCAACACCAUUUCUACACUUCCCGUCGUACUCGCGCGCCCAGCUCCUCACCAUCCUCGGCAAAACUCCAUCGAGAAUCUUCCUUACUCCUCCGUCAGAAGAAAAGUUCCCAGACUACACACCCGAUCUCGCUGCCGAAGACGAUGCAUGGCUCUGGAACCGCUUCCUCGGCGCCGUAUAUGACUCUCUCGCGAAACACACAGGAAGAGACCUGGUCAGUUUUCGCAGCUGCGCUAUGCGCCUCUGGCGCCCGUUUGUCGAGCCCGUCGUCUCCGGCCAAUUCGGAACGCGCGAUUUCUCCCGCCUCAUGGUGAACAGACGCCACCUCUUCCAGCUCGAAGACUCCGUCCUAGACAGCAUCAUCACUUCCAAUGACUCCCAUACAGCCGUUCUACCUACAAGCGCAAUACCACCAACGCCCAGCAAACCCAAAGUAAAGCGCAUAACCACCCACGACCUCCCCUUCUACACAACCCACCUCCUCAUUGCGGCCUACCUCGCCUCCUACAACCCCUCCCGCACAGACGUAACAUACUUCAUGAAGCACACGGACAAGCGCAAAAACCGGCGGCGCGGCACCUCGUCCACCAACCUCGCGCUCCCCAAGGGCCCGAACUCCAAAUCCAAACACCGCAAGAUCUCUAGGCACUUGCUUACUCCUAGUCCGUUCACACUUGACCGCCUGUUUGCUAUUUUCAGGGCCCUGCUCGAUGGAAGUGUGCCCCAAGUCGCGGAUUUGUACACGCAGAUUGCGACGCUGACGAGUAUGAGGCUACUUGUUAGAGCGGGGGCGGGGGGGAGCGAUGUGUUGGAGGUCGGGGGCAGGUGGAGAGUGGCUUUUGGGUGGGAGUUUGCGCGGGCGUUGGGACGGUCUGUGAAUUUGGAAGUUGGAGAGUAUUUGGUCGGUGGUGUAGAUUGA